Molecule: messenger RNA, 1296 nt
Organism: Catharus ustulatus (Swainson's thrush)
Lineage: Eukaryota; Metazoa; Chordata; Aves; Passeriformes; Turdidae
Product: basic salivary proline-rich protein 2-like
Exons: 2
Coding region: 1-1296 (431 amino acids)
Source: RefSeq, a predicted model, not a curated record
AUGCAGACUCCUUGUGGUGCCGAGUCGGUUGCCGUCCCACGCCCCUCUCAGCCCGCUUUUCAAGGAGCGCGGCCGGGAGCGUGGCCGGGCCGCCGGCUGGCAGCGCCCCGACGGCGUUCAAAGCGGGAGCUGUCCAGGGCCUGCGGCGCUCCCGCCCCGCGGGGAGGCGGCCGGGGCAGCCGGGGGGAGGCUGGAUCCCAGCUCAGCCUCUCUCCGCAGCCCCACUGCAACCAAAGGCAAAAGGCGACGCUCUCCGCAUCCCCGGACCCUCUAGCACGACCCCUCUGUCACGGUCACUCCGGCUCCGCGCCCCUGGCGUUUCCCCGCGGACAGGGAGUGCUGGGGACACGCACAGCCCCUCAGCCCGUCCCGGCGCUUCGCUCUCCCCGGGGAAGCAGCCCCGUUCGUCCAGGGCGCGGGCAGAGCCUUUCCAGGUUCCCCUACCAGGAUCCCCGGCCGGGUGGCGGCCGCUCGGGCACUGUGUGUGCAGGGGAGCCCGGGGAGCCCUGCGGCCGCCGCCCCGAGCGCUCCCCGCCUCCCGGCCGGCUGGACGGGACUCUCCGGGCGCGGGGAGGAGGAUGGGCACUGCCGCAGCUCCCCCUGGCCACGGCCACCCGCCCACCCAGCCGGGGGAAAGCUUGUUUGCCACGUCUGCCCGGCAGACGGCUUCUCCCUUCGCGGGGGAGGGGGCCGAGGUGGGUGCGAGAGGAGCUGCCCGCGCUGUGCCCCCGAGGCCCGGCCGCCCCUCGCUGCUCUGCCCCGGGCCGGGGCUGCAGUCACUCGGGGUCGCCCAUCGCGGCCCCCCGGCUGCGGGGAGCUGACGUGGUGCCUCCGGGCAGCCCAAGCGCAGCCGGCCCAGCCCGCCUCCCCGCCCAGGGGCUCUUCCGAGGCGGGCAGCCUUCCCCCGCCAGGCCCCCUCCUCGCCGGAGGGAGUCCCGAGCAGAGGGAACGGCGAAGGCAGAUCGGAGCCCCGCCUCAGGAUGGGGGCGGAAAAGGCGAGGAGGGCGCCUGUCCUCGCUCCCCUUCCCUCCCCCAGGAUCGCCGAACGGGCGGAUCCUGCCCCGGCACAGCAGCGAGCUGCGACAGCCUCCGGGAGAGCCGGAGAGGGAGCAGGGGGUCCCGGCAGCCUCUCGGCACCGCCUCCUUCCUGACCGCCCCGCAGCCCAGAGGGUCAUCUCGCCCUCAGCCUGUCUUAGGGGAUGUGCCGGCGGUGCAUCUAGCCCGUAUUCAUCAGCUGCCGUCGGGGGCACGAGUAUGGAAAGCGUGGGAAAGAUGGGUCAUGAUGUGUGCACCUGA